AUGAGCAAGCUGUUGACGUACCUGCUGCUGAUACACUUUCAUCUCUCGUGCGGACUAGCACAAAGCGAGAUCGUCGACGAGGUUCCUACCAGCGGAUCUGUGAGACCGAACGAAACAAUAUGUUAUGUGUUCGUCCUGGACGAAGCAAGGACCAGGGAGGUAGUGUUCUGGCAGGAACCGAAGCUUUACAUCAGACUGGAACCGUGCCAGGGAGUUCCCCACACGAGGGUUUCGGUGAGUGGAUGUCCGAAUCAAGGGUCUGCUGUCAACUGGGACUUCCAGAGCAGCCUGAUGAGGAAUGACUUGAUGGUGCAAGGGUCUCCCGUCCCUCCUGCCUGGGAGUGGCCCGGGGAUACGGAGGCUCUAGACAUCGAGCUGUCAUACCGUCGAGUCUUUGUGGAGAUAUCUCAAUACUACAAACCCCUCAAGGUCGUUGCAGACUUGUUCGACUUGCAACAGGAGCUGCUUGCUAGAAAUUUCACGGCGGAUGCAGAUGUUGUUGCGUCAAUAGCCGAGGAGAAGAUUUCGUCACAAGGAGGGAUGAUGUUUCUGGACCCCAAUUUGACAGAAAUCCUGAAGAAGAUCCAGGCAAAGCUCAUGCCACCUGCAAACUACUUCCUUACAGUCACUGUGCAUGAUGCUGCAAAGUUGACAUCGCAAGAUAUUCAUCCCAUGUAUAAUUCCAAGAAUUUCGACAAGAACAUCACGUCCGAUCUCUGGAAGACUCCUCUUGUGCGUUUCACUGAUGCCGUACAGGCAAGAUUGUAUUACAUCGUGUUUUGGCCCCCGACUGGAUCCACUGUAAAGAAUCUCACAUCCUCGAAUGUGACAUCCAAUAUAUCACAAGAUCUCAGUAGUUUACGUAGAGACAACUCGCGGGUUGAUGUUUCGAGCACUCCAAGUGUAUCAAGUCAUCAGGUGGAGGCAACAGAUGCUGCUGUUACUGGCAGGCAAACAUUGACGAGGGGAGCAGCGGUACAUCCAGGCAGACUCGAAGAGGUCAGGAGUUUCAAUGAGAAGAUCACGGAGAGAUUGCGAGAGACUGACGAGCAAAUCAGAAGACUUCGAAACAAGAACAUCCCUGCUGUGAACAAGAAACUCGAUGAAACCACAAGUCCUCAGGAUUCCAUUCGAUCGAGUCGACGUUCAUUGAAUAUGACAGCGUUAGAGCGGGCAGCCAUUCCCAUCGUUCCAGAAGACAUUGUUUACAUGAUCUUCUUCCUGGACAUCACCACUGAAUUCAAAGCAAGAUGGGGCACAACGAUGGAUGCUGAGGGUCAAGUCAGGACUCGACUGAUAGACAACCCUUGCGGUAGCUCUCAGAAUGAUUUUCAGAGGUCAGGAGAGCUGACAUGUGGAGUGCUGCAGUGGAUCACGAGGUUGGAAUUUGACAAGCUUGACAUCAAUCGGAACGGAUACCUCUCAAAGGACGAGUAUGAGUUGCGCUACCCGAGCUAUCUGCCACUCAAGGACAACGGGCUGAAGGGGGACUACACUUUCGAGAGUGCUGCAGAAAACUCGUCAGAGUGGGGGAUAUCUAAGGCAACCUGGGAUGAACUUUACAGCGACGCCAACUCCGUAAUGCUGGCCUCGAUUAAAGAUCCCCUCGUCCGCAAUAUGUGGACAGUCUGCGGGGUGAGAAAGUUUGGGAUCCCUUUGGACCCCUUGGGGAUCGCAGUGGCAAACAAUAGCGCAGGGACUUGGCUGAGUACUCGUGAUCUUUCGCAGUUCGAAGAUGGAAGGCUGAGAUACCCUGUUGGAGGCCUCAACGACUCGGACAACAACGUGUACAUCCUGAAUGUCCUCGCAAGGAAUCUCAAGACGAUGGAGGAGUUUGUUUACAACCCUCAUGUGGUUCAGCGCAAAACUCCAGUCUACGUCGCUCCGCAGGUCAACGGGCCUCAAGUUGGGCUCAUAGUAGGCGUUGCGCUGACGUCAGCCGCCAUCGCGAUCUUUGUCGUCGCAGCCAUAGCAAUGCAGACCAGUAAGAAAAUGCGGCCGAGGCUUCGGAUCAGGACAGAGAAAGCCGGCGCAAGGAUCUGA
Guillardia theta CCMP2712 is the source of this 2043-nucleotide messenger RNA. RefSeq lists its product as hypothetical. The record is from RefSeq and is a predicted model, not a curated record. NCBI's taxonomy places the organism in Eukaryota, Cryptophyceae, Pyrenomonadales, Geminigeraceae. The coding region runs from base 1 to 2043 and encodes 680 amino acids. The transcript has a single exon.